GAGGCAGAAAAGAGGAUCGAUAGAUCCACGCGCGCGAGGAGAAAGUUAUUGCAUAUAUACCUACCGGUAUUCACGUCCGCUGGAUUGCUCGCCUAUUUGCUUGAGCACCUGCCAGCGCGUUAGGUCGUCUUGGCUGUCUGCCUGCUUGCCUGCCUGCGCCUAGCCGCUGUCAUCGCCACCGCGAUCCGAGAUUCUCUCUGUCGAUCAUCUUCCUCACCGUUCAAUAAGGUGCCAAUCCGCAAAAGAGAUGGUGGAGGUGCUCUUGGAUCGAAUCGACGGCCAGGAGGUGGCCGUCGUCGAGUCGAACUGCAGACCAGAGUCACCGACGGAAAAUUCGCCGGUCAACGAGAAGCUAUCGCCGAUUCAGGAGUUUUAUUAUGGCCAGACUAUUUUCAUCACCGGCGGCACUGGUUUCAUGGGUAAGCUGCUCAUCGAAAAGCUCCUCAGAACGUGUCCCGGAGUGACGUCGAUCUAUCUGCUGGUGCGUCCGAAGAAGGGCAAGGACGUGCACCAGCGCACCGAAGAGAUCUUCGACGAUGCGGUAUUUGCAAAACUUAGGGACGAACAGCCUAAGUUCCGGCAUCAGAUCGUCGCUAUAGCGGGAGAUUGCAGUCAACCGAAUCUCGGGAUAUCCGCGCAAGAUCGAGCCACUCUCAUCCGGGAGGUUUCGAUCGUUUUCCACGUCGCGGCUACGGUCAGAUUCGACGAGAAGUUGAAGUUAGCAGUGCCCAUUAAUGUCAGAAGUACAAGAGACGUUGUAAAUCUCUGCAAGGAGAUCACAAACUUGAAGUCCUUUAUACACGUGUCGACUGCAUAUGCAAAUUGUCCGCAAAAUGUAAUCGAGGAGAAAUUUUAUGACCCCCCAAUGGACUCAGACAAAUUGAUCGCGCUGAUGGAAUGCGUGGAAGAUAAGUUAGCUGAAGAUAUAACUCCACAAUUAUUAGGUAAGUGGCCGAACACUUAUACCUUCACGAAAGCAGUUGCUGAGAACGUGAUUAGAAAGCAAGGUGGCGAUUUGCCGAUCGGCAUCUUCCGUCCCGCCAUUGUGAUCUCAACGUAUCAAGAACCGAUGCGAGGUUGGAUCGACAAUUUGUAUGGUCCAACUGGAGUUGCGGCUGGUGCUGGAACUGGAUUGCUACGAUCGAUCCAUUGUGAUGGCUCAGUACACGCAAACGUGGUACCUGCCGAUUUAGCAGUCAAUGCUCUAAUCGCAUGUGCAUGGGACGUAGCGAAUGAUCAAAGGACAAACAAUAAAUCACGUAACGACAUUCCGAUAUAUAAUUAUGUGUCUACGGAUAACCCGAUAACUUAUGACGAACUGAAGGAAAUGUCAGCAAAAUAUGGCCUCGAUAUUCCUUCCAGCAGAGCGGUUUGGUAUUACAGUUUCAGAAACAAUAAGCACAGGCUAGUGCAUCUCUUUUUUGUAUAUUUCUGGCAUCUGCUCCCAGCUUUACUGGUUGACACUGCAACUGUCUGCAUAGGAAGACAACCGAGAUUACUUAAGGUUUAUAAAAAGAUCCACAAAUUUAUGGAUGUGUUGAACUACUUUGCCACACAAGAAUGGAAAUUUACCAAUAAUCGGUUACACACACUGAUGUCGAAGCUCACGUUCAAAGAUCGUGAGAAGUUCUAUUGUGAUAUACGUGAUGUCGAUUGGAAUACUUACUUUGAAACGUAUAUUAAAGGAAUAAGGGUGUACCUCAUUAAGGAUCCCUUAGAUACCUUGCCGCAGGCACGCGUUAAAUGGCAAAGAUUAUAUUGGAGCCAUCAAGCGCUGAAACUCAUAUUGGCUUACAUCACCAUGAGGUUCUCCUGGACGGCUUUGACCACACUUUUUGAUAUUGUUUAUCAAAAAAUAUGAUGGCAAUGAUAGAAACUAAUAAGACGACCCGAAAUUCAGGACAUACGUCUUGGAAAUACGGGACUGAAUGGUGGAGGGCGAUAUUUUGAGUUUUUUUAAGGAAGAGGUGCGACUGGACUCUCAGAGAAGCGCGAAACUUUCGUC
Messenger RNA from Monomorium pharaonis (pharaoh ant), 2005 nucleotides. RefSeq names its product fatty acyl-CoA reductase wat. Gene Ontology annotation, cellular component: peroxisome. The record is from RefSeq and is a predicted model, not a curated record. The coding region runs from base 248 to 1861 and encodes 537 amino acids. Gene Ontology annotation, molecular function: alcohol-forming very long-chain fatty acyl-CoA reductase (NADP+) activity. Gene Ontology annotation, biological process: long-chain fatty-acyl-CoA metabolic process. The transcript has 9 exons. Lineage: Eukaryota; Metazoa; Arthropoda; Insecta; Hymenoptera; Formicidae.